GUUUUUGUGGGAAAAUUGAAAAUCUGCACCAAAAUUGUUGUCACAUUUCUCUCGCAUCCCAUUAAUAGUCACUCAUAUAUCGCAUACAAGACAUGACACAAACAAUGGCGCCACAACACGGCUCGAAUGUAUUGCACGACUCGCAACGCAUACACGAUAGACAGCACCUGAAGGAGCACUUGCACGGAGCGGUCGGCGCCGACGAUCUCAGCAAAAUGUCUGAAGAGGAGCUCCAGUUUCACUACUUUAAAAUGCAUGACAAC
Molecule: messenger RNA, 263 nt
Organism: Medioppia subpectinata
Lineage: Eukaryota; Metazoa; Arthropoda; Arachnida; Sarcoptiformes; Oppiidae
Source: the annotation of a GenBank genome assembly